CCCUCGAGUUUCUACGCUUAAAAUCAGUGUCGACUACAUUAUUGCGACUUGAUAAUAUGGAGUUAACUGGCACCCGCAGUGUUGAAAAUGGUAAUGAUGAAGUCGAUUCAAAAAUUCUCAAGCAAAUAGAGUACUAUUUCAGUGACAUAAACAUUAAAUAUGAUAAAUUCUUACAAAAUAAAUUAAAAGCAGAUGAUGGUUGGGUUGAAAUCAGUGUUUUAUUAACUUUUAAGCGAUUAGCUUCUAUUUCUAAGAAUCCUAUGGUAAUUGCUCAUGCAAUUCAGAAAGCUACAAACAGUAUUGUAGAAGUAAAUGAAAAUAAGGACAAGAUAAGACGUAAACCUGAAAAUGUUGUACCUGUUACCGAUGACGAAUAUCUAAAUGAAAUGAUUAAGCGAUCUAUUUACUGUACAGGUUUCCCUAAAACAGCAACUUUAGAUGAGCUACUGAAUUAUGCUGCAUCUUUGAAUGAUUUUAACAUAACCAAAGUUACCCCUAGAAAAUUAAAGACAAAAGAGUUCAGAGGUAUUCUUUAUUUCACUUUUGAAACUGAAGAGCAAGCUGAAGCAUUUUUAAAACUCGAAUGUGUUAAAUAUGGAGAUGUAAAAUUGGAAAGAAAGUGGGCAAAAGAUAUCUUAGACAUUUUUCCUGAGGAAAAAUGCUCUUUACUUACCCAUAAGGGUUUAUUUAAACGCUAUUACGUAUAGAAUAAAAUACAUGUAGUUCUUGCACAUUGAUUAUUCUUAAGAAAAAAUGUUAAGAUGUUUAUUAAAGAAUAAUAUAAUUCAUAAAUUGUUAUCAUUAGUUAUUAA
Molecule: messenger RNA, 812 nt
Organism: Daktulosphaira vitifoliae (grape phylloxera)
Lineage: Eukaryota; Metazoa; Arthropoda; Insecta; Hemiptera; Phylloxeridae
Product: la protein homolog
Exons: 2
Coding region: 57-707 (216 amino acids)
Biological process (GO): RNA processing; positive regulation of translation
Cellular component (GO): ribonucleoprotein complex; cytoplasmic stress granule; cytosol
Molecular function (GO): RNA binding
Source: RefSeq, a predicted model, not a curated record